AUGACAAACUUAGAAAACAUCUGUGGCAAGUUUAACUCCUCAAUAGAGAAUAUGAAACUUAUAGUUUGCAAUGAACUUCAAAGUAUAGAUACAACAAAAGUUUUGAACUCAGAUGCUUUGAAGAGUCUUAUAACAGACAAAGUUGGAGUUGUUGAAAGAAAGUAUAAAGACCAAAGAGUUUGCGAAAAUGUUGCAAACUUCAUUAUGGUUUCAAACAAUGCUGUUCCGAUGAAGUUAGAAAGUUCUGACAGAAGAUAUGUAGUUGUCAGAACGUCAGAUUCUCAUAUGCAAGAUACAGAAUAUUUUGACGACUUAGCAGAAACUUUGACAUCUGACUUUUACAACCACUUGUUCUCAUAUUUCAUGACAUUAGAUAUUUCUAAGUUCAAUCCAAGACAAAUUCCACAUACCGAAGAGAGACAAACAUUGUUAGAAGCAAACAAGAGUGUAUAUGAACUGUUCAUAGAUGAAACUGACUUUGUGUCAUUAGAUGAAAAGUCUUUAUAUGAUGAAUAUAAACAAUAUUGUCAAGAAUAUGGUUAUAUGACAGCUUCUAAACGUACAUUCUUGGCAAAUGUCAAAAGUCUUUUAGAUGUUCAGAAUGGUGUAUAUACAAAGAAAAUUUUUCUGAGUAAAGGGAUGGAAUGUUAA
Messenger RNA from Trichomonas vaginalis G3, 651 nucleotides. RefSeq lists its product as uncharacterized. The record is from RefSeq and is a predicted model, not a curated record. The coding region runs from base 1 to 651 and encodes 216 amino acids. Lineage: Eukaryota; Parabasalia; Trichomonadida; Trichomonadidae. The transcript has a single exon.